Molecule: messenger RNA, 1641 nt
Organism: Fusarium keratoplasticum
Lineage: Eukaryota; Fungi; Ascomycota; Sordariomycetes; Hypocreales; Nectriaceae
Product: Isocitrate lyase
Exons: 4
Coding region: 1-1641 (546 amino acids)
Biological process (GO): carboxylic acid metabolic process
Molecular function (GO): isocitrate lyase activity
Source: RefSeq, a predicted model, not a curated record
AUGGCGGCCAACAACAUGGCGAACCCCUCCGUGAACCCGGAUCACGAGGACGAGCUCUUCCAGAAGGAGGUUGAGGCUGUCAAGGCCUGGUGGUCCGACUCGCGAUGGCGACACACCAAGCGACCUUUCACCGCCGAGCAGAUCGUCUCCAAGCGAGGAUACCUGCCCAUCAACUACGCCAGCAACGCCCAGGCCAAGAAGCUGUGGAAGAUUCUUGAGCAGCGCUUCGAGUCCCGAGAUGCCAGCUAUACCUAUGGCUGCUUGGAGCCUACCAUGGUCACUCAGAUGGCCAAGUAUCUCGAUACCGUCUACGUCUCUGGAUGGCAAUCAUCUUCUACCGCCUCUGCUUCUGACGAGCCCGGUCCCGAUCUGGCUGACUACCCCUAUACUACCGUCCCUAACAAGGUCGGCCACCUCUUCAUGGCUCAGCUCUUCCACGACCGCAAGCAGCGCCAGGAGCGCCUGAGCGUCCCCAAGGCUCAGCGUGCCAACCUCCUCAACAUUGACUACCUCCGCCCCAUCGUCGCCGAUGCUGACACCGGUCACGGUGGUCUCACUGCCGUCAUGAAGCUCACCAAGCUCUUCAUCGAGAAGGGUGCUGCCGGUAUCCACAUUGAGGAUCAGGCCCCCGGAACCAAGAAGUGCGGCCACAUGGCUGGCAAGGUCCUUGUCCCCAUCCAGGAGCACAUCAACCGCCUGGUUGCCAUUCGCGCGCAGGCUGACAUCAUGGGCUCCGAUCUCCUCGCUAUCGCCCGUACCGACGCCGAGGCCGCCACCCUCAUCACCACCACCAUCGACCCCCGCGACCAUGCUUUCAUCCUCGGCUCCACCAACCCCUCCCUCAAGCCCCUCAACGAUCUUAUGAUCGCCGCUGAGCAGGCUGGCAAGAGCGGCGCCGACCUUCAGCGCAUCGAGGACGACUGGCUGACCCAGGCCAAGCUCAGCCGCUUCGACGACGCCGUCGCUGCCGCCAUUGACGCCGGCUCCUACUCUGACAAGGCCGGCCUCAAGCGCGACUACGCCGCCAAGGCCAAGGGCAAGAGCAACACUGAGGCUCGCGCCAUCGCCAGCCAGAUUCUCGGCCGAGACAUCUUCUUUGACUGGGACGCCCCCCGAACCCGUGAGGGUUACUACCGCCUCAAGGGUGGCUGCGACUGCGCCGUUAACCGCGCCAUCGCCUACGCCCCCUACUGCGACGCCAUCUGGAUGGAGUCCAAGCUGCCCGAUUACGCCCAGGCCAAGGAGUUCGCCGACGGUGUCCACGCUGUCUGGCCCGAGAAGAAGCUCGCCUACAACCUGUCCCCCUCUUUCAACUGGAAGACCGCCAUGCCCCGCGACGAGCAGGAGACCUACAUCCGCCGCCUCGCCAAGCUCGGCUACUGCUGGCAGUUCAUCACCCUCGCCGGUCUGCACACCACUGCCCUCAUCAGCGACCAGUUCGCCAAGGCCUACAGCACCGUCGGCAUGCGCGCCUACGGAGAGCUCGUUCAGGAGCCCGAGAUGGACACCAAGGUUGACGUUGUCAAGCACCAGAAGUGGAGUGGUGCUACCUACGUUGACGAGCUCCAGAAGAUGGUCACCGGUGGUAUCAGCUCUACCGCUGCCAUGGGUGCUGGUGUGACUGAGGACCAGUUCAAAUAA